UACCCACACAAACCAUUCUCAUUCUCUUUAACGAGUAACGACACAUCUUUGCGAUUGUUCAUAUAAUCGCUUCUGAUAAUAAAGCUAUCGCCACAAGAAAGAAGAAAAAGCGAUUAUUCGCGAUUCACUUUUCAAGCUUCCGUUGUCGAUCAAAGGGGUUUUCUCCGAUUCCGUCAUCGAAGGCACCAAGAUUCGAUUUCAUCACCAAACCCUAACCGUUCCUGUUGCUUCUCGUGGUUUCUAAUUCGGUAGGGUUUCGCUUCGCUGGAUUUGGAUUCCAUUUUUGUUGAUGCUCUCAAGAUCAUUCAAGACUCCGUUUCUUAUCGUUCUUGAAGAAAUUUAGAUUUAUUUUCAUUGUUAUGGUGGUUCGAUUUAUUCGAUCGUGACCUAGAUAGGAAAAAAAAAGUAGAGAGAAAGAUAUUUGAUAUAUUGUACUGUUUGAUUUUGUUUUGAUUUUCACUAUUAUUUAAUUAGUAUUGUUGUAAUUUUGUUCAAUUUUGAAGAGAUUUAUUGAUUAUUGUUUUUUUGUGUUAAUUCAAUAGAGUAAUUUACCAUGGCGGUGUAUUAUAAAUUUAAGAGUGCAAAAGAUUAUUAUUCAAUUCCUAUGGAUGGUCCUUUCAUAUCUGUUGGUACAUUGAAACAAAGUAUAUUUGUAUCCAAGCGUUUUGGAAGGGGUACUGAUUUUGACCUUCUGGUUACUAACGCUCAGACCAAUGAAGAAUAUCUCGAUGAAGAAAUGUUGAUUUCUAAAAAUACGUCAGUGUUAAUUCGACGGGUUCCAGGACUGCCACGUGUACCAAUUGUUAUUGAACAAAAACAAGGAGUUGAAAAUAAGGUUGUGGAAACUGAACCUAAGAACAGUACCUUACCGGCAGAUUAUACAUCUUCCAUGCAAUAUCCUGAAAAUUUGGAUUGGCAUGAAUUUGGCAAUGAUGUAUAUUCAAUACCUGAUCAACUGCCUGUUCAAUCAAGCACCAUGAUUCCAGAUGCUCCUCUCACUAACAAAGCUGACGAAGACAGUAAGAUUAAGGCCUUGGUUGAUACUCCUGCACUGGAUUGGCAACAACAAGGUUCAUACUUUGGCGCUGGUAGAGGUUUUCGAAGGGGCAUGGGUGGUGGAAGGAUUGGGGGUGGACGUGGUUUUGGGUUGGAGCGGAAAACACCUCCAGAAGGCUAUGUAUGUCACAGAUGCAAGGUGUCUGGACAUUUCAUUCAGCAUUGCCCUACAAAUGGUGAUGCAACUUUUGACAUCAAAAAACUCAGGCAACCUACUGGUAUUCCUAGAUCUAUGCUGAUGGUAAAUCCACAAGGUUCCUAUGCUCUACAAAAUGGUUCAGUAGCUGUUUUGAAGCCAAAUGAGGAUGCGUUCAAUAAAGAAAUGGAAGGGUUGUCAUCCACACGUUCAGUUCGUGAUCUACCACCUGAGCUCCACUGCCCCGUGUGCAAUAAUGUCAUGAAAGAUGCUGUAUUGACAAGCAAGUGUUGUUUUAAAAGCUUCUGUGAUAAAUGUAUUAGGGACUAUAUUAUGUCCAAGUCUGCAUGCGUAUGUCUUGCAACAAAUAUUCUUGCAGAUGAUCUUAUACCAAAUAAGACGCUUAGAGAUGCCAUCAAUCGCAUAUUGGAGUCUGGCAAUAGCAGUACUGAAAAUGCGGGGAGCACUUCUCAAGUUCAAGAUAUGGAGUCUUCUCGUUGCCCACAACCCAAGAUACCAUCUCCAACUUCAUCUGCUACCUCCAAGGGAGAACCAAAUAUACAGGAAAUAGCUGCUGAGAAAAAGGAGGUCUCUGCUACACAGCAGGUAUCAGAGCAAGUAAAGAUCCCUAGAGCUGCAGUUGUAUCUGAAGCUACUCAUGAGUCUAUGAAUGUGAAGGAACCAGUCUCCCAAGGGAGUGCUGAGCUGGUUGAGGAAGAAGUGCAAGAAAAGUUGGUCCCCACCGACGGAGGAAAGAAGAAGAAAAAGAAGAAAGUCUGUAUGCCUGCAAAUGAUUUACAAUGGAAUGCCCCACUUGACCUUGGGGGUGAGAACUAUAUGAUGACACCGAUAGGCCUACUGCCUUUUAGCUACAAUUCAUACUGGAAUGGCAUGCAACCUUGUAUGGAUGGAUUUAUGGGACCAUAUGCUGCUCCAAUGAUGGGUUAUGGUAUAGGCCCCUUUGACAUGUCAUUUGCAGGUGGUCCGCCUCAAGACCCAUUUGGCAUGCAAGGUUAUGUGAUGCCUGUUCAUCCACCUCAUAGGGACUUAUCCAAAGAUCGAGAAUUUGGUAGAGAUGUGAGCAAUGUUGGAGAUGUUUCUUCGUUGAAACCAAAAACAGUAUGCACUUUCUAUUGUCUUAAUUUUCAGCUCUCUAUGUGGAAUUUUAUGCGUUUAUUAUUUUCUGUGGGUUUUCUACCUAACGUUUGUCCAGAAACCUCAAGCAUGCAAAAGAACAUCAUUAUAGUAGAUAAUCCCAUUUGUUAUUUUUUUGUAUUUAAUUAUAGUAGUCUUUGGAAGUUAUUUCUUUUGGCUUCAUUUAUUGAUUAUAGUAUUUAUCUAUCAAGUUAUAUUGUGUGGUUGUUUCCGAAAUGGUUGAGGGAGCGAUUCCGGCGUGUCUCACCUAUUUUAUGGUCAACGGCAACGGCGUGGGUAAAAGAAAACGUUCAUGAUGAAAUAUUGGAUAACUGCAUUGCUGCAUAUGAUAACGGUGUAGUGCUGUUAUAAAAUCUUGAUUCGCCGUUUCAAAAUCUCUCUCGUGGCCAUUUAUUCAAACCAUGGUUUAUGGACAUGAUUUGAAGCAUUUUGUCUUUGUAUUGUAAUUGGGUUAACCGUUAAAAGUUUUAAUUGAUUCAUCGAAGAUCAUGGUUUGUCUUUGUAUUUUUUAAAUCUAAGUAAACUUGUUAACGGUUAAACACGCUGAAAACCUAUCAUUUUUUUUUGGUACAACACCUAUCAUUUGUUAACGGUUAAACUAAGUAAACUU
Messenger RNA from Medicago truncatula (barrel medic), 2957 nucleotides. RefSeq names its product E3 ubiquitin ligase PQT3-like. The record is from RefSeq and is a predicted model, not a curated record. Gene Ontology annotation, biological process: protein ubiquitination; mRNA processing; ubiquitin-dependent protein catabolic process. The coding region runs from base 554 to 2698 and encodes 714 amino acids. Gene Ontology annotation, cellular component: nucleus. NCBI's taxonomy places the organism in Eukaryota, Viridiplantae, Streptophyta, Magnoliopsida, Fabales, Fabaceae. The transcript has 13 exons. Gene Ontology annotation, molecular function: zinc ion binding; nucleic acid binding; ubiquitin protein ligase activity.